Periophthalmus magnuspinnatus is the source of this 2625-nucleotide messenger RNA. RefSeq names its product pyruvate dehydrogenase [acetyl-transferring]-phosphatase 1, mitochondrial-like. The record is from RefSeq and is a predicted model, not a curated record. Gene Ontology annotation, molecular function: cation binding; protein serine/threonine phosphatase activity. The transcript is spliced from 8 exons. Gene Ontology annotation, biological process: protein dephosphorylation. The coding region runs from base 175 to 1674 and encodes 499 amino acids. Lineage: Eukaryota; Metazoa; Chordata; Actinopteri; Gobiiformes; Gobiidae.
CACCAAAACAAAGAUGGCGGCUGACGGGAGCGGCGGAGAACUUCAUCUGUCCACCUGAGCAGCACAGGGGUCGUGACCUGUGCGGACAGCCAAUCAGAGCGCGGGACAGGGGGCAGAGGUCACCAGAGAAACGCAGAGAGAGCUGAGUGGCAGGGAAAACAAAAGAGGGACAGAAUGAUGGGCAGAACAAUAAGCAGCAGUGGAUUGUGUCGUCCAGAGCUGCGGUCACUCUGCUCUCUCGCCUCCUCUGCAGCGCCCACCAAACUGCACGGACUACAUUACCCAUCAGGCAGUGGGGGCAGGAAGUACCGCACACAGUACCAGGCGGGUCAAGUGGGACAGGCCCAAGUCAACCAGAUACUGAAGGCCUAUGAAUACAGCCACUCUUUCCCCAAAGGCUCCGCAUCGCACGGCGUCCUGGGUUUCCAUAGCAACAUGCUGCCCUCUAACCAGCCGAGCGAGGACCGCCGGAGCAGCGCCACCUGUCUGCCGGGCCGGGGCGGCGUCAUGUUCGGUGUGUUCGAUGGACACGCCGGAGCCGCAUGUGCACAAGCCGUGAGCCACAGACUCUUCUACUACAUGACUGUGGCCGCGCUGCCUUUAAGGACGUUGGGUGAGAUGGAGGCCGCGGUGGAGGAGGACCGACCUGCGCCGCCCCUCCUGGAGUGGCACAGACACCCGCGGGACCCCUGCGAGCUGGACUACGGGCCCAUCCGUGUGGACAGCCUCAGACACUACUGGCAGGACAGGCUCCAGCAGGAAGAGGAGGAGGAGGAUGAAGAGGAUGAGGCGUCGGUUUGUUCAGGCCUCGUCAGUGCGUUCAAACGUCUGGACUUUGACAUAUCUGUGGAGGCUCAGGUCCACCUCUCCAGGGGGGGCGGUGGCGGUGGUUCGGCCCCGUUGCAGGUGGCCUUCUCUGGGUGCACAGCCUGUGUAGCCCUGGUCUCUAACGGGACCCUCCACGUGGCUAACCUGGGGGACAGCCGGGCCGUGCUGGGCGUGCAGGAGACCGACGGGAGCUGGUCCGCCCUCAGUCUGACCAAUGACCACAACGCGCAGAACCCAGACGAGCUGCAAAGGAUCAUGGGAGAACACCCGCGGUCCGAGAAACGUACAGUGGUCAGACAUGACAGACUGCUGGGGCUGCUGCUGCCCUUCAGGGGCUUUGGAAACAUGCGGUUCAAAUGGAGCCCGGAGAUGCUGAGCCACGCGAACGAGAAGAGGCAGGACAUGAUGUUACCUCCGCACUACCUCACACCUCCGUACCUCACAGCAGAGCCAGAGGUCACCCAGCACCACAUCUGCGCUCGGGACAAGUUCCUGGUGCUGGCCACGGACGGGCUUUGGGAGCUCAUGCACCGGCAGACUGUGGUGCAACUGGUGGCACAGCAGCUCACAGGCCUGCAGUACCAGCGCCCUCUAGUGCCGGGGGCUGGCAUGACUCUGGGGGGGCUGCAGCGGCUGUUGGUGGAGCGAAGGGGGCGUGUCCAGGCCGUUUUGGAGGACCAUAACGCCGCCACGCACUUACUGAGACACGCCUUGGGGGACGACGGCUACGGAGCGGUGUCACCCAACAAACUCGCCAAGAUGCUCAGCCUGCCCCCAGACGUGGCCCGGCGUUACCGUGACGACAUCACAAUCACUGUCAUACUGCUCAAUGAACCCGACGUGUGAGUCCACGACGCGAACGAGAGCGCUAAACUUUUCUGGAAGACAUGAUCAAGUUCAACGUUUGUGAAUUUACUUUUUCUAUGUUUGAAAAAAAUUCCACCUGGUCAAGUUACAGGUAAGAUCUGUGGAGAAGUAGCCCCUCUCGCAAUAAGAUUUAAUGGUUUUAUCAGUACUAUAAGCAAUAAAAAAACACCGUAAUUGAAUAAAUGUACGACGUAUUAGUUUAAUGGCAAACUGUGGACACUGAACGUUUCCAUGGAGACAAAAUGUGGCAGACCUCGCCCAGAAAAGUCACAUAGUGCACUUUAAAAACUGCGCAGUGUUAAAAAUAAGACUGGAACAUCACAUCUUUGAGACUGAAAAAUGGCACCACUCCAAGAGACUGUGAAACAAUUAUUUGGUAAAGACACUAGGGGCGAGGUGGGUUAAGCGUCUUGCCCAAGAACACAACAACAGCGUUCAUCUGUGGGAGCUGGAAACUGAUGACGUUUAUGUCGAGAGCGGGAUUCGAACCGCCAACCUUCAGAUCCGUGGACGAACACACGUAGUUUAUUUAUACUGACAGACAAGAUAAAGAACUUUGUGCCAGUUUUGUGCCAGUAAUUUAAUGAUUUGACAAUAAUGUGACAAUAAACCAACCAAAAUCUGAACUGUCCCCCAGCUCAGUUUGAAAUUCUAAUGCUGUGACAUAAUGUGAACGCAACCUCGCCUUAUAAUUUAUACACUAAAUAUCUGUGCGCUCUAUUUUCUUGUCUGAGCUGAGCCUGACUGUGAGGACUGCCUUCGGAGGAGCUGUGUUCUGGCUGAAAACUGUCUGUUAUGAAUAUUCAAAGCACCAUAUGGUCCUGUGAUUGUAAAUGGGGUGGAAAGAGGGUUUUUAUGUUCAGGUCACAAAUGGGAGCAAUGCUUUUAGCCGCCACCGGGGGCACCAAACACAACAGGUUUUCAGAGCAA